AGCUCGUCUCUGCCGAGAAACAGGGGUGGGCAGUGCUUGCAUCUGUUACCAGUGGUCGCUGGUGUCUGGGAUUUGCCAGUUCCUGUGUGCCCAUGGGAAUCGUGUUCUGGCUCCUUGACAGUGCUAUAGGAGAAGCUGAUGCCCUGAGCAGUGAGCCUGGGGGACAAGAGAGUGUGGAUUGCCUCCUGCCUUGCCUCUUCUCACAGCCCCCUGUGGUGAGCUCUCACGUGGCAGAGGACGAGGGUGGAGGAGAUCAGCCACGUGAAGCUGGGGCCGUGGGGCUGAGCCAAAGGGCUUCUGACCUGUGGGCUGUGGCAACUGGGGCUCCUCACCACCCUGCAGCAGAGACCACUGGCUCCUGCCACGUAGAUGCCUUCAGGGGAGUGGACAACUCCAGCUGAACUGAUGAAUCUUGGCACCUGAUACAAGGCUCAGCUUCUGAUAUGAAGAAGGAUAUAGAGUCUUUAAUAGCCCAGGAAAAAGCAGAAAUCGUCGCCAAGUAUGAGAAGGGCAGACAGGAAGGAGCUCAGAUUGACCAAUGGGAAGAUGCCGAUUUCACUCUCUACAAAGUUACAGACCGGUUUGGAUUCCUGCACGAGCAGGAGCUGCCAACCCGCACCGCCUUGGAGGAGAAGCAAAAACAGCAGGAAAUAGAACGCGUGGACAAGUGGCUUAAGAUGCUGAAGAAGUGGGGCAAGUACAGAAAUAGUGACAAGAUGUGCCGGCGUGUGUACAAAGGGAUCCCGCUUCAGGUGCGAGGCCAGGUCUGGUCACUUCUGCUGGAUGUUGAGAAGAUGAAGAAGGAGAAUGAAGGAAAAUACGAGCAAAUGAAAGAACAAGCCAAGAGUUUUUCAUCGGAAAUCAAGCAGAUAGAUUUGGAUGUUAACCGCACCUUCCGAAACCACAUCAUGUUCCGGGAGCGCUACGGAGUGAAGCAACAGGCACUCUUCCACGUCCUGUCAGCAUACUCGGUUUAUAAUACUGAAGUGAGCUACUGCCAAGGGAUGAGCCAGAUUGCAGCCAUCCUCCUGAUGUACUUGAACGAAGAGGAUGCAUUCUGGGCGCUGGCGCAGCUGCUCACCAACCAGCGGCACGCCAUGCACGGUUUUUUCAUUCCUGGAUUCCCAAAGCUGCAGAGGUUUCAAGCCCACCACGAGCAAAUUUUAAACAAACUGUUCCCCAAACUGAAGAAGCACAUGGACAAGGAGCAGAUGACCACUGGGAUUUACACAACCAAGUGGUUCCUGCAGUGUUUCAUUGACCGGACCCCAUUCACGCUGACCUUGCGGCUGUGGGAUAUCUACAUCCUGGAAGGGGAGCGGGUGCUGACCGCCAUGGCUUACACCAUCCUCAAACUGCACAAAAAGCGCUUGCUGAAGAUGACACUGGAAGAUUUACGUGAAUUUCUGCAGGAGAAGAUUGCUGCUUCCCUGCAGUACGAGGACGAUGCUGUCAUCGAGCAGCUGCAGGUGUCAAUGACUGAACUGCGAAAGAUGAAGUUUGACCUGCCCCCACCAGCAAAGCCUGAGGAGUUUCCAAGGAAACCCCUGGGCCUGGAGCUCUCCCUCAACCCAGUAGCCAUAAAGGAAAACACAGCAGCCAAUGGCCAGAAUGGCCAGGUGGGUGAGCGCACUCCAGACAGGGAGCCCCAAACCGACAGAGUUCCUGGCACACCAGGAGGAAUGACAGUGGUGGAAGCGAGGAUUCUCACCUUCCAGGGUAGUGAAGCAGCUGAAGCAACAAACGCGCCUGUAUCGGGUGGGCGGCCACCGGAUGAGGAGGGUCAGGUGGAGCCCAUCAUGGACGGGCAGCCAUCAUCUCUUCUGAAGGCAAGCGAGACACAGGCCCAGCAACACCUCCUGCCCACGGUCCUGCCUCCAGAGCAGCCCCUUCUUGCUCCUGGCUGUGCCGUGGUGGACCAUGGAGUCUCCCUCCAUGCCCCAGCUGCACACAGCUCCUUAGACUCCUCUCUCCAAAACAGGCCGGCUCCUCCCGACUCCAGCACCGCUGAGCCUUCUGCUACGGACCAGGCAGCGUGGCAGCCAAAUCCCUCUGCCCUGCCAGCAGGAGAACAGGACCAGGCAGCAUGGCAGCCAAAUCCCGCUGCCCUGCCAGCAGGAGAACAGGACCAGGCAGCAUGGCAGCCAAAUCCCACUGCCCUGCCAGCAGGAGAACAGGCAUCUUCCCUGAGCAGAGACACAGUGCUCGAAGCAGCCCCCCAUCCUCUGCCAGCCGGCUGCCAGCAGCUGUCCCAGACAUCACAGAGCCAUGGCUCCCCCGAGAGCGAGCGCGGGGAGGAGGCGGUGGAUGACAGGCACUGCAGGGCGGUGCUGCCGGACAAAAUGGGCCUGAAGCGCUCGGCAUCCAAAGCUGCAUCCACAGGGGAGCUCCUCAGCCUGCAGCACAAUGGGCUGGGCAGUCCCGCCAGCACCACGCGCUGGCCCGAGGCCGUGCUGCCCGCGCACAGGCAGGCAGGGGGCAGUGUGCCCCUCUUGUCCAGCAGAGAGCCGGAGGCAGCAGGGCUGGCCGAGGGCUGCCCCACCCAGCGGGCACCGUCCCCUGUGGUGGAAGGGAACAGCCCCUAUGUCGUUAUCAAAACCACCACUCCCCUGCACCUGGCCCAUGCGACAGAGCAGGACUUCUUGAACAGAAAGCAGGUGGCAUUGCCUUUGUCAGAGACUGGACAUCCUCUGCCUACCACCUCAAUGCCACCACCUCUUAUGCUGGACCCAGAGGAGGCAGAGGUCCAGAAAAGCCUCCAGAAACCAUUAAAUGCACUGAAAGCCCCACGACCCCCACUGAGCCCCAAACCAAAAUUACCACCACAGGUUGCCAAAUCCCGCUCAGAGAACAGUUUCCUUUCAGGCUCUCCUUCCCUGGCAAAGCUGCCCAAAUCGGUGACAUUUUAGUGGGGAUGGGAAGGGGAAGUUAAGGGAGAAGAAGUGGGUUCUGGAGAAGCACCCUUGCCCCAUUUACAGGAUCCUCUUCUGUCAGCAGGGCUGUCAGGGUGACAGCACAGCACCAUCGCACGUCACGCUGUGCUUUGGUACGAGUGCCCAGUGAGGAGAUGAAGCGGUGGCCACCAGCACUAGGAGACACCAGCAGAUUGGAUUUGCAUGUUUCCUAUGGACAAAAUGGAAAAUGCUUUCAGGUUUUGCUCCUCAAAGCUCCCCAAGUCUCAUCACGUGGGGGAAGGGGCAGGGCUGGUGAGUUCGUUGCGUGUUUUCUCCUGCUCCUGUCUGUGGGAACCCGCGACCAAGCAAGCAGGCACAAGGUGUCGGAAUCCGAAACGCUUUCUUUACAAUGCCCCAUUGGCGCAGCUACAGCAUUGCUUUCAAAGGCCUUUGUAGCAAUAGAUCUUUAUUUCAUUUCCCAGACCUGCAGUUGUAGGCAGCAGAAUUUCCAGGCAGUGCCAUGGCAUCCUGGCAGGACACAGGCAGCCCGCUGCCCCCUCUAUGCAAUUCCACAAAGCAGUGCCCAGCUGUAUCUGGCUCCUGCUGCCGUGGUGGAUGGUGUUUAGGAGGACAGAUUUAACAGCUGCUGAGUCCCUUGGACAUCUCCUUGGUGUCAGCCCGGUGGGGGCGCUGCCAGCAGAGUGGUCCUUUCCCAGGUUCUUAGGGCAACAAGGACAGUGAUGAAGGUGGAGCCUGGUCUCUUGGGCCGAGUGCCCUUUCUGUUGGCCUUUCCUUCCCAGGGCCAGCACAGCGAGCAGGCUCGCUGCCUUUCUGUUCCUCAGACAGGAGAAGGGGCUGCUGGCUCAGGAAACCCGCCUGCACUACCCAGCUGCUGGACGCGUGAUGGCAUCUAAUCACAGUGCCGCAGAUAAGUCCACUUUUGCUUUGAGUAAGUUAAGUGUCAGAGUGGAAAGGGCAUAGGAAUUGGGGAAGGGGGAGCACAUUGCCCAGAACCUAAUCUUAGUCCUUCUGGUUGAGCCCACAGAGAAUUAACAACAGGAAGGAAAGUUGGACAUGAUGGGUGCCCACAUGCCCACUUGCCCUUCAUGCAUUAAGUCCUAAAGGUCUGUCCAUCUCCUCCCCAUCCCAAGGUGCAGCUGCUGCACAGCCCAGGCCAUUGGCCGGAGAUGAGCAAGGAUCUGGGGAGACACCUCAUAGAAAGAGCUGGUCCAAAAUUCUGAUUCCAGUAUCUACUUCACCCUUAGAAGGGACUUCAUCAGGAAGGCAGAUCAGUGAAAAAGCAGGAAGUAAUCCAGAUAUGCUGGAUUUGACUUUGCUGUCCAGAAGGGGUAGCUGCAAGUGCAACCUUAGGUGGGACUGCAAGUGGGAUUCCCAUUCCUUCAACAGAGAUCCUGGGCAAAAGCUCCUAUAAGUUCUAAUGAGACUUUGAAAACUAAUUUUUUUUUAUAUCUCAAAGGCUGCUUCAAUUGCAUAACCUGAUCUAAAGCCUACCUGAAAGCCCAGCAGAAAACUUCCACUAAAUUACUUUGUGGGUUCCAGGAGCUGGACUUGAUGAUGCUGGUGGAUGCCUUCCAGCUCAGCAUAUUCUAUGGUUCUAUGAUUUAUCAGGGUUUAUUUUGCCUUGUGUACGUGCGGUGGUUUAUGUUUGACAGGGAGUGUCAAAGGGAGCACUGGAUUUUUGUUUGGAUGUAGCCAGCCAGACCACAGCACCCUCAGCUUUCAUUGGAACCCCAGCUCUGUCCCAAACCCCAUCUUCUUCCACUGAGCCUCCAACCUUGCCCAUCCUCUCCCUCUGUAGAGCAGGGAAAACCCUAUUAGCUACCUCGCAGGGGUGUUGUGAGGAGUCAAGCAUUGCUGUUUGAGGAAAAGUGCUCUUUGAAUGUUCAGUAUUUGUGUUUUGAGACACCACAGGUCCUUUCUAGGACAAUGGUGCUUGAAUUGUUUUUAAUUUAGAGUAUGUUUUUCCGUAACUGUGCAUAGUUAAAUGUUAUUUGUGUGUUAAAAUACCUGAGCAGUAUUUCAGGACAGAUAUCCAUUGCCUUUUGCUAGCAGCCCACUGGCCACAGCAGCUUACUGGGAAGCAACGAGAAGCAUCUGAGAGCUGUUGGUCACAUCUUGGCUUCUGUAGCUUGGGGCUCUGUCCUCUCCUUGAAGCCCACACAGGACUCCUAAUGCAUCUGAGCAUCACGCAUGCAAGAGCUGAGACCUCUUUCCCCUUGUUUUAACCCAUUUUCCCUCAUUUCAGGCACACAGCCUUUGCACAUCAUGUUUCUUGUGCACCCAGACUCCUCACACAGUGUGUCUGGGAUGUUUUGCAGUAUUAACAUUUUAAAAAGGUGGUUUGCUCUAAUUUUGGAGAGCUGUCAAAUGUACAGUACUCAUUGCAUGGCAUUUGGUGCAUGAUGUUCAACGUGAAUUUUGAUGGGGAAAGUGGUGGGAGUUGUCUUUCUCUCCAAGCCCUAAUGGGAAUGAGCAGCAAGGUCCUCAGUCAUCUUCAGGCCUGGGGGAACCACCAGCAACACGCAUUGCUGUCCUUGGUGUGAUGCUCUCACUGGAACACACCAAUGCAUGAUCCCCAAGGAGAUGCCCACUCCUGUCUAUCUCCUCUUGCUGCAACAAAGCUGCAGCCAUGGUGGGUCUGCAGCAGCAUGGCCCAGCCUCAGCUCUUUUGCAGGAAUAGGAAGGGAAGGAGCAGGAUGAGGGUGGCAGCUCAGCAGGACAAAUUACCUAACCAAGCCACUUGCAGCCCUGCCCAGCCCCCUGCAAGAGUCUCGACCCCUCAGCAGAAACCACUCUUACUGUGAGCAAACAUGGGAAAGGAGCUCCCCACAUCCUUGUCCUUGCAGCCCUGACACAAUGGUGGCCUUGCUGCCUUCCAUGCAGAGGUAAGGACCAACGUUGUGUGUUUGGGUUUUUUAGGUUUAGUUUGUUUUUCCUUGUGUUAUUUGUUUGUGAUAGAGCACUUUGAGUGGCUGCAGCACUGGCAGAGAGCAGGAGCCACAGGACCCAGCUCCAGCAGGGGCCAGAGGUUGAGGUUAGGGUUUCUUGGCCAUGCACUUUGAGAGCCUGGCUACUGUCUGCUUUCCUUUUUAUUUGUUCUUCUUGUUUACAGCGUGGAACGCUUCUUUCAUGACUCUUUCUAAU
Zonotrichia leucophrys gambelii is the source of this 6059-nucleotide messenger RNA. RefSeq names its product USP6 N-terminal-like protein. The record is from RefSeq and is a predicted model, not a curated record. Bases 444 to 2909 code for a protein of 821 amino acids. The transcript has 16 exons. NCBI's taxonomy places the organism in Eukaryota, Metazoa, Chordata, Aves, Passeriformes, Passerellidae.